GCCAGAAGCUGCCCUGCUCUGAGGGACCUUGCACGGUCCAGGUGAUUCCAGCUGUGUCACCCAGCGACCGCUGCCUCCAGCCCCACAGGUCGCUAUCAUGUCAGCUUCGGGAGAUGAGACCAGGGGUCACCCCAAAUCCAAAGGCAAGAGCCUGAGCAGUUUCUUUGGGUCCCUGCCUGGCUUCAGCUCUGCCCGGAACCUGGUGUCCCAAACUCACAGCUCCCCAAAGAACACAGGACCGGCACCAGACCCCACGGGGACUUCCGUUCCCCCAUCUCCAGGGGCCACCGACCUGCAGCAGAUGGCAAGGGGUGCGGCGGGGCUGCUCCAGCCUUCUGAACAGGUGAGCCAGGUUGGAAGUCCCUGGACAGGAAGGUCUGGAAGGUUCUAGUUCCUUUCAAUGGCUGGAGAAAAGGACGUGGGAAGCUUCGGUGUGACCGGCGGUGGCAAAGAUGCCUUCUCCUCUGGGGUGGCUGGCAUCAUGGACACUGCAAAAGGAAUGGUCCAGGGUGGCCUGGGCGUCACCCAGUCGGCCCUUGUGGGCACUAAGGAGGCAGUGUCUGGAGGCGUCAUGGGAGCAGUAGGUAUGGCCAAAGGUCUUGUCCAGGGAGGCCUGGACACCACCAAGUCUGUUGUCAUGGGCACCAAGGACACCAUGACCACAGGACUCACAGGGGCCAUGAAUGUGGCCAAAGGGACAGUGCAGACGGGCCUGGACACCAGCAAGAGUGUGCUGAUGGGCACCAAGGAUACAGUGACCACAGGACUCACAGGAGCCGUGAAUGUAGCCAAGGGGACAGUGCAGACAGGCCUGGAUACCUCCAAGUCAGUGGUCAUGGGCACCAAGGACACAGUGGCCACAGGACUCACAGGGGCCAUGAAUGUGGCCAAAGGGACAGUGCAGACGGGCCUGGAUACCAGCAAGAGUGUGCUGAUGGGCACCAAGGACACCGUGACCACAGGACUCACAGGGGCCAUGAAUGUGGCCAAGGGGACAGUGCAGACGGGCCUGGAUACCACCAAGUCUGUGGUCAUGGGCACCAAGGACACAGUGGCCACAGGACUCACAGGGGCCAUGAAUGUGGCCAAAGGGACAGUGCAGACAGGCCUGGACACCAGCAAGAGUGUGCUGAUGGGCACCAAGGACACAGUGACCACAGGGCUCACAGGGGCCGUGAAUGUGGCCAAAGUGGCUGCCCAGGGAGGCCUGGACACCACCAAGUCUGUGGUCAUGGGCACCAAGGACACAGUGGCCACAGGACUCACAGGGGCCAUGAAUGUGGCCAAGGGGACAGUGCAGAUGGGCCUGGACACCAGCAAGAGUGUGCUGAUGGGCACCAAGGAUACAGUGACCACAGGACUCACAGGGGCCGUGAAUGUGGCCAAGGGGACAGUGCAGACGAGCCUGGACACCAGCAAGAGUGUGCUGAUGGGCACCAAGGACACUGUUUGUGCUGGGGUCACAGGUGCCGUUAACAUGGCAAAAGGAGCUGCCCAGGGAGGCCUGGACACCACCAAGUCUGUGGUCAUGGGCACCAAGGACACAGUGACCACAGGACUCACAGGGGCCGUGAAUGUGGCCAAAGGGACAGUGCAGACGAGCCUGGACACCAGCAAGAGUGUGCUGAUGGGCACCAAGGACACAGUGGCCACAGGACUCACAGGGGCCAUGAAUGUGGCCAAAGGGACAGUGCAGACAGGCCUGGAUACCACCAAGUCAGUGGUCAUGGGCACCAAGGACACAGUGGCCACAGGACUCACAGGGGCCGUGAAUGUGGCCAAAGGGACAGUGCAGAUGGGCCUGGACACCAGCAAGAGUGUGCUGAUGGGCACCAAGGACACAGUGACCACAGGACUCACAGGGGCCAUGAAUGUGGCCAAGGGGACAGUGCAGACAGGCCUGGAUACCUCCAAGUCAGUGGUCAUGGGCACCAAGGACACAGUGACCACAGGACUCACAGGGGCCGUGAAUGUGGCCAAGGGGACAGUGCAGACGAGCCUGGACACCAGCAAGAGUGUGCUGAUGGGCACCAAGGACACUGUUUGUGCUGGGGUCACAGGUGCCGUUAACAUGGCAAAAGGAGCUGCCCAGGGAGGCCUGGACACCACCAAGUCUGUGGUCAUGGGCACCAAGGACACAGUGGCCACAGGACUCACAGGGGCCAUGAAUGUGGCCAAGGGGACAGUGCAGAUGGGCCUGGACACCAGCAAGAGUGUGCUGAUGGGCACCAAGGAUACAGUGACCACAGGACUCACAGGGGCCGUGAAUGUGGCCAAGGGGACAGUGCAGACGAGCCUGGACACCAGCAAGAGUAUGCUGAUGGGCACCAAGGACACUGUUUGUGCUGGGGUCACAGGUGCCGUUAACAUGGCAAAAGGAGCUGCCCAGGGAGGCCUGGACACCACCAAGUCUGUGGUCAUGGGCACCAAGGACACAGUGACCACAGGACUCACAGGGGCCGUGAAUGUGGCCAAAGGGACAGUGCAGACGAGCCUGGACACCAGCAAGAGUGUGCUGAUGGGCACCAAGGACACAGUGGCCACAGGACUCACAGGGGCCAUGAAUGUGGCCAAAGGGACAGUGCAGACGGGCCUGGAUACCACCAAGUCAGUGGUCAUGGGCACCAAGGACACAGUGACCACAGGACUCACAGGGGCCGUGAAUGUGGCCAAAGUGGCUGCCCAGGGAGGCCUGGACACCACCAAGUCUGUGGUCAUGGGCACCAAGGACACAGUGACCACAGGACUCACGGGGGCCAUGAAUGUGGCCAAAGGGACAGUGCAGACAGGCCUGGACACCAGCAAGAGUGUGCUGAUGGGCACCAAGGACACCGUGACCACAGGACUCACAGGGGCCGUGAAUGUGGCCAAAGUGGCUGCCCAGGGAGGCCUGGACACCACCAAGUCUGUGGUCAUGGGCACCAAGGACACAGUGGCCACAGGACUCACAGGGGCCAUGAAUGUGGCCAAAGGGACAGUGCAGACGGGCCUGGACACCAGCAAGAGUGUGCUGAUGGGCACCAAGGAUACAGUGGCCACAGGACUCACAGGGGCCGUGAAUGUGGCCAAAGUGGCUGUCCAGGGAGGCCUGGACACCACCAAGUCUGUGGUCAUGGGCACCAAGGACACAGUGGCCACAGGACUCACAGGGGCCAUGAAUGUGGCCAAAGGGACAGUGCAGACAGGCCUGGACACCAGCAAGAGUGUGCUGAUGGGCACCAAGGAUACAGUGACCACAGGACUCACAGGGGCCAUGAAUGUGGCCAAGGGGACAGUGCAGACGGGCCUGGAUACCACCAAGUCUGUGGUCAUAGGCACCAAGGACACAGUGGCCACAGGACUCACAGGGGCCGUGAAUGUGGCCAAAGGGACAGUGCAGAUGGGCCUGGACACCAGCAAAAGUGUGCUGAUGGGCACCAAGGACACCGUGACCACAGGACUCACAGGGGCCGUGAAUGUGGCCAAAGUGGCUGCCCAGGGAGGCCUGGACACCACCAAGUCUGUGGUCAUGGGCACCAAGGACACAGUGACCACAGGACUCACAGGGGCCGUGAAUGUGGCCAAAGGGACAGUGCAGAUGGGCCUGGACACCAGCAAGAGUGUGCUGAUGGGCACCAAGGACACCGUGACCACAGGACUCACAGGGGCCGUGAAUGUGGCCAAAGUGGCUGCCCAGGGAGGCCUGGACACCACCAAGUCUGUGGUCAUGGGCACCAAGGACACAGUGACCACAGGACUCACAGGGGCCGUGAAUGUGGCCAAAGGGACAGUGCAGACGGGCCUGGACACCAGCAAGAGUGUGCUGAUGGGCACCAAGGACACUGUUUGUGCUGGGGUCACAGGUGCCAUUAACAUGGCAAAAGGAGCUGCCCAGGGAGGCCUGGACACCACCAAGUCUGUGGUCAUGGGCACCAAGGACACCAUGACCACAGGACUCACAGGGGCCGUGAAUGUGGCCAAAGUGGCUGCCCAGGGAGGCCUGGACACCACCAAGUCUGUGGUCAUGGGCACCAAGGACACAGUGACCACAGGACUCACGGGGGCUGUGAACGUGGCCAAAGGGACAGUGCAGAUGGGCCUGGACACCAGCAAGAGCGUGCUUACAGGUACGAAGGAUACCGUCUGUGCUGGGAUCACUGGGACCAUGAACAUGGCUAAAGGCGUCAUUCAGAAGGGCCUGGACACAACCAAAGACACACAGUCUGCCAUGCUGUCUCCGGCAGAUAACGUGGCCAUCAAUGCCACCCACACAGGUGUCCACACAGUCCCGAGUUCACUCUCCAGCUCUCAUGCUACCAUGUGUUAUGAGCCUGGUAGUUACAGAGCCACCAACCAAGGAGUCAAACAUGCUACUCUGACUUCUGCAGAGUCCCUGUGCUCUGAGAUCAGCAGCCUUGCAGACACAUGUGGCUUGGGGCUUGUCACGGAACCCACAGCUGCCACCAAAGAUCCUGUGUCUGGUGUAGCUUCGUCUGCCCACACAGUUACCAAGUCUGAGGAUGAGUGUGGUCAGCUGGCUGCUAUAAGCUUUGCUGCACUUCAUGAUGAGUUGGAGGGACUAGGGGACAUCUUCCAGCCCAUGACAGCUGAGGAACAAGCCCAGCUGGCAGCCUUGGAGUCAGGGCCCCGGGUGCUAUCUGCUGACCGGGGAAGCUACUUUGUCCGCCUGGGUGACCUGACACCCAGCUUCCGCCCGCGGGCUUUUGAACAUGCCCUGAGCCACAUACAGCACAACCAGUUCCAAGCCAGGGCUGCACUGGCCCAGCUCCAGGAGGUCUUACAGGUGACAGACAUGGCCAUGGAAGCUCCAGGUGGGCAGCUGUGCUGGGACCAGAGCUUGAGCUCCACGGUGGAGGCUGCUGGUACCAAUAAGGUUCGUGCUUCCGUGGCUCAGGACAGGCUGUGCACGAUAGCCCGUCAGCUCCAUGCAGCUUACAGCGGCCUGGCAGCCAGCCUGCAGGGUCUGCCAGAGGUGCAGCAGCAGGCAGGGCUGGCACGGCACAGCCUCUGCAAGCUGUAUGGCCUUGUGUCCUCUUCGAGUGGCGGUAAGCUGCAGGCAGAGCAGCUGGCCCAGAGCAGUGCCGGCGUGGUCCAGACAUGGCAGGGUCUGGAGGUGCUGCUGGACAGGCUGCAGCAGAGCCCCCCACUUGGCUGGCUAGUGGGACCGUUUGCUUUGACCCCUGGUGGCCAGCUGUAGGCAUCUGAGGGCUGCACUUCCCCAAAGCUCUGGAUUAAGUGGGAGCAGAGGGUCCUCGGAAAGUGAAUUUGAAACCAGCUAUGGCUCCUGCUCUUUCCAAGAACUGAUGGCCCCUCUUCCAGACUAGUCACCAAGUCUGUUCAGAGAGCGUCCACACAGGUCCCAACGACAGAGCAAAGCAGAUGCACAGCCAAACCUAGAAGGUCUUCUAGCCAUACCCACUGGCAAGCCUUCCAUCCUUGGGGUUCUGACCCUACCUACCUUCAGGGCCCCAUGGCUCUCCACUAUGGAUGGCGUCACUCCAUCCCAAGCCCCACACUGGGGCAUCCAGAGCUCUUAGCUGACAUACUAGGCAACUUGUUCCCUGGCACUAAAAUGUCCUAGAAUGCACAGCCACCCUAAGCUAAGCUCCCACAGCCUCUUCGGAUAGCUAGUGGGGGGCAGAACCACUCAAAGCCACACACUUAUACCCCAGGAUGCUGUAGGCCUCAGACCUGCUCUGUUGGGAAAAGGAGGAUCACAAACAUAUUACUGAAUGGAGACAGGGCUGACUUGACAGGGCCAGCACUGCUCUGAGCAACUGUGGUCUGAUACGGACGUGGCCUGCCCAAGGACGUGGCCUGCCAAAGCAUGUGGCCUGCUCAGAGUUGAAGGCUGUACUGACAGGAGACACAGGCAGGUGAUGGCCCCUCUCCCUCACCCUAUGCACUCAAGUCAGAAGCAUAGAAAGUGAUGGGGCCCAAGGCACUCCCUUGUGGCCACAUCAUCCAAGGCCACAGCACAGCCCUCCUUGAACCUCUGCAGUGCUAGCAACCCCCAACCUUUCAGCUCCCUUUAAUCUGCACCCUUGGAAAGUAACAAUGUCCUUGAGUUCCAAGGCUGGGCCAGCUGUGACAUAGGAAUGCCAUGAUGGAGAUGGCAAGGAGCCUUCCUGAGCCCUUCUGCUGUCAGCAGAACACUGACUCAGCCAUUGACAAAUACUGAUGGCCUGCAGCUAAGUCCUCCAGGAGAUGAGCCUCAUUACAUCAUGUCCAGUUCUUGGUGGCCACAGAGGCAGGGGGAUACACUGGGAGGCAUGUACCCAAACUGAGCCCACAGGGAACACAGCAGAGUGGAAAAGCCACUGCUCAAAGCCACACAGCGAGAGCAGGCUGGGACAGUGUGGACUAUAACACUCCAGCCCAAAUGCUGAGCUGCCCCAGAACAACUAUGCUGGUCUCAACUGGUGGUCCCUGCAUAGAUGGGGAUGGGACGGUGGCUGAGUCUCUCCUGUUGGCCUGUCCUUAGUGUCUGCUCCACUUAUGCUGGUGGAACAGGCCACUCACUGCAGGAAGAGCUCUGCUGACCUGUAAAUGUGAACCCUGCCC
Molecule: messenger RNA, 6564 nt
Organism: Peromyscus californicus insignis
Lineage: Eukaryota; Metazoa; Chordata; Mammalia; Rodentia; Cricetidae
Gene: Plin4
Product: perilipin 4
Exons: 8
Cellular component (GO): plasma membrane
Source: RefSeq, a predicted model, not a curated record